Salvia hispanica is the source of this 1047-nucleotide messenger RNA. RefSeq names its product GATA transcription factor 19-like. Gene Ontology annotation, biological process: regulation of DNA-templated transcription. The record is from RefSeq and is a predicted model, not a curated record. NCBI's taxonomy places the organism in Eukaryota, Viridiplantae, Streptophyta, Magnoliopsida, Lamiales, Lamiaceae. Gene Ontology annotation, molecular function: zinc ion binding; sequence-specific DNA binding.
AACAUUUUAUUAUUACACAUCCUUUUCAACUCACUAUUUCCUUGUACUUCAUUGCUUACCUCCCCCUGUCCCUACACACACACAUUCCAGUAUAAAACCAUCGUGUUUGGAGACCUCACAAGUCAUUAAUCCAAUCCCACAUUAUUUCACAACAAUGUAUCACAGUUCCCAAAGUGGCAAUUCCUUCUUCUCCAUGGCUAAUGGCUACAGAGGUUAUGAUGAAGAAGAGUUGUACUCUUCCCCUUCCGCUUCGGUGGAUUGUACCCUCUCCUUGGGCACGCCUUCGACACGUGUCAGCGACGAGAGCAGCCACGAGAGGAAGCGGUCCGGCUUCGGCUGGAACAUCCUCCCUUCGAAGCACGCGCCGCAGCCCUCCGCCAAGCCCCACCGCGCCGCCGCCAAUAGCGGCGGCGGCGGCGGCGGCGAUCCCCUUCUCGCCCGCCGUUGCGCUAAUUGCGACACCACUUCUACUCCCUUGUGGCGCAACGGCCCCCGAGGCCCUAAGUCGUUAUGUAAUGCGUGUGGUAUUCGUUACAAGAAGGAGGAGAGAAGGGCGGCUGCGGCAGCCGCAGCCAGCAACGGCGAUGGAGCACACUAUGAAGCACAUUACACGAUGAACAACGGGUCGUGCUACUCCUCAGGAUAUGGCAACGAGUACCGUUUCAUGGAAGAAGACGACGCUGGCGAUCACCGCAUGUCGUGGCGUUUCAAUGUGACGGAUAGGUCUAGCUACGUUCAUGACUUCACCAGAUAAAUCAAUUCCAAAUUAAUUGAAAAUGAAUUCCAAAUUUUACUUUGAUGGCGAUUGAUAGGUGGGUCAUGAAUUCUAUUCUUUUUAAGCUGCUUAUUUAUUUUAUUAAUUUUUGUUUUUGUGUAUGAAACAUAGAUGGAGUAAAAAUGAGUUAAUUCCAUGUUGUUUUUGGUAGAUUGCUUUUUCUUUUGUAGCUUUCACUUUUAUCAGGCCUGGCCCCAAUAUUAUUAUUAGUCUUAUAGAUAUAUGUAGAAUCUAAAUGAAGAACAACUUUUUGGGUUGGUCUGUUUCAUACA